AUUAGUACAUGUUCAUAACCAAAAACGAUGCUGUUUAUUCACAAAUAGUAAAAUUUCCAUUGGCAAUACGUAUUUGGAAACAACAGUGGAAACAUUUACAUUUUACCCUCCUUCCUUAAACUGUUACACCCUUAUUUAUAAUUACAAAUAUUUUCAGUAGAAACAAUAAUUUAUGUUGAGUGGUUUGCUAGCUAACUGUUUUUUUAGCCAAUUAAUAAAUGAAAAAGUUCUUGGAUCAAAAUGUUCUGAGACUUGACACUGUUUGUAAAAUAAAACUCAACAAAUAAAAAAUGCUUUAUUGGAAAACAAAUUGUUAAUAAUUACUCUAAAGCAGUUUUACCCCUUCUGGGAAGGGUGCCGGUACCAAACAAAUUGGGGAAAAUGCAUGUUUUGACUCAAAUAGGGAAUUUCUCACAACAUGCCAGGGGAAUAUCUUUUAUUCAGGGAGACCUCAAAAUUAGGCUUAAUAUAACCAUUAAAAUCAUGUUUUAUUAACUUUGGUUUUUCCUUUUUUGAGUUUAGAAAAAAAAUAUGAUUAUUUGUACAUAAAUAAUGGAUAGAUGUGAAGCACUAGAAGUACGAAAUGAGCACAGUACGAAUAUAGCUUGCGUAGUUAUACUUAGUUUUUAUAUCAUAUAUCUGUUGUAAAUAUGGAAACAUCCAUAACUGCUUUUUAUUACAAUAAAAUUUAACCUUCUACAGUACAAUUUGGGGAAAUUAGAAGUCAGAUAUUAGGAAAAAUGGCUGUCUUUUCUUAAGGGAACAUGCCUUUUUCUGGUAUUAAGUUAUAUUAGAGGGGAAAAAAUGAAAUAUAUCCAAUCUUGGGUCAAUAGUUGCACUCUUUUUAAAUAUAGAAAUUAAUUACCCUAAUCUAGAAAUUACACAUGUUUAGGUUUCUUGUUUUUUGUCACUAUUUGCAUGUUCUCUUGAUGUCAUGGUUGAUAUUCUAGCUCAGUUGGCCAUAGAUAUGAUUACUUUUGUAUAUUCUUAAUGUGUUACUCUGAACUAAGAUAUUAACAUAAAUGAAUUAAUUUUCAAAACUUGAAUCUUUUCAGAUAAAGCUGAAUUUCCUCAUGGUCGGCCAUACUCAUGAAGACAUCGAUGCUGUCUUCAGCAGAAUAGGGAAACAGCUGAGGCAGACAAAUGCACCAACACUUGGAAAAUUGCACCAAGCAAUUAGCAUAUGUAUGGAACCUGCUCCAAUUGUAAAUCACUUCUCCAGUGUUUUGGAUUAUAGGUCAAAAUGCCUGGAAAGUGAUACACGUUAUUCAGGUUUCCAAGGUGUCCACCAUUUCACCUUUAAAAUGGACCAAGACCGACUUCAGAUGAAGUACAAAGACUGGCCAUCUGAUGAGUAUUCAAAAUUGGAUAUGACAGAUUGUGUUGGAAAGUUAGAUUUCAGGUUUGUACCAAAUGCCUCCUUAAAUGAAAAGGUUUUAAAUGUGAAAGAAUGUUUAUCAAAAGAUCUAGAGAAAUAUGGACAGGCUGGAAGAAUGGAGGUUGACGACCAGGAGUGGUGGGCUGCAUACCUGAAUGGGAUUGAAAGAGCUUGCAGGAUGCCGCCAAUCACUCCUGGAAUAUGUCAGCUUCCAAAAUUUAAGGAGGCAAAUGGUACAAGAAUAGUAUCAAACACUCUAACUGCUUUAAGAGAUCAUCAAAAAAAUCAGCCAGAAAUCUGUAAUUAAAACAUCUAAGAAAAAGUAGAUCAAAUGUGAAAACUUCCCCCAAAACAUAAUUACAUGUAUACAGAAGCAGGUGUCCAUAUCUAACAUUAUGCUGUUGUUAUAUAGUUGAAAUAUUUCACAGCACUCGUGACAAAAAUAGAAUGGUCUAAAAAAAGUCCUGUAAUGGGCUUUAUAAACAAGACACUGAAAAGAACAUGUUUUAAACUCAGAAAUAAUUUAAACAGGUAUGCAAGUAAAUGACAAUUACUUAUUUUAUGCCGUCAUGCGUAAAUUUUGCUUCUUCAGAAAAUGAAAGUCGAUGUCACCGUAAAUCAUUAAUGUAACAAAAUUAGAGAAAUCUUACAGAACUAUAUUUCAAAAUUGAUGACAUGACGUCAUGAUGUGAUGACGGUAAAAAGGAGAAUGCACAGUGUUACACGGUACAAUCAGUAAAAAAUAAUUAAAAUCAUAAAGCAUGAAAUAAAAAAGAAAUUUUAUUUGUAUUGCAUAUAAGAUUGAAAUAUAUUUCAUUCAUGAACACAAGAUAUUCUAUUUUCACUCGUGUCUAUGCCACUCGCGAAAAUAUUGCAUCUGGUGUUCACUCUGAAAUAUAUUUCAAUCUUACAUGCAAAACAAACAAAUAUCCUAUUUGUAAUUAUCCAUGAAAUGUUGAGGAUAUAUUAUAUAUUGUUUAUAUGCUUUGCACUGAAUCAAUGAAGUCUCAAAGAUAUUAAUUUAUUGAUAUUGUCAAUAUGAUUGAAAUUAAUUUUGAUUUGUACAAUGUUGUAAAUAUUUAGAUAUUUAAGAUUCAAGAUUGAAGUUGAAUUAUAUAUGUUAGUCCUGUAUUGAUGAUACACUAGUAUGUGAUUAUGUUAUGUAAAACAGAUUUCCAUUGGUUUAAACUUCACUGAUGGCAACUUCUCAUAAUUAUUUGUUUGCAUACUUUUCUUCAGAUUUUGAUAAUUAUUGUUGUAAUUUUGCAAUGCCACAAUAAUGUUUGAUGUAUAUCUUGCUGAUUUCUGGCAGCGCCCUCUUGCUAUUUCAUCAAAAUUGAAACAUACAUUAACCAUCAUAUUCUUUUUCAAAUAUGCUUUUCUUACUCUUGAUUUUAAAUAUUUAAAGACUCUGGUCCUUUCUCACAAUGUUUACUGGCAUACGAGCAGUACCCGUACAAAAAUCGUAGUUACUUAAAAAUAGUUUUUUAUUACGCUCACUCAUCUAAAAAAAUGAUUGUUACACAUCAAUAUUCGGCUCGUUACACAAAUUAUGGAAAUUCCUUUAUGUUCUAACAUAGAAUCAGCCUUAGUUAUGUGGCCUGAAAUUAUCCAUUAUUUUGUAUGAAGAGAAGUAGUUCCCGUAUAUAAAAUAUAACCAAUUAUAAUUAUACAAUGUUGUAAUAUUAGACCUAUUUUACAUUCUUAAUUGUUAAAAUGACCAUUUUUCCCAGUGAUGAAUACAUGUUAUUCAGGAAAAAGUUUGUAAAGUAAACACUGGUAUCAAUUACCGGGUACCGUUACUCCAAAGCAUUCGCAUACAAUGGCGUGCUUGCAUGCAUAAUAAUUUAUCCCAUUUAAGCCAUAGAAUUAUUUCAUUUGUAAUAUAGGUGAAAAUUGAGUAACUUAAUAGAUUUUCAUCGCAUUGCCCACUUAUCUGCAUACUGGUGGUAUAAGAGGAAAACCCUUUAAUAGGCCUCAUACGUAAAUAUUUUUGCCCAAUGUUUACAAGGUUAUGUUUUGACAACGCACAGGUGAAAAAGAUUUCAAAUAAAGAUUUUUGUACGUAUUGCCGAACUGACACUUAGAUUUUGUCUCUUUCAUACAUCUUCUUGAUUUGAUAUUUAUUAAUGCAAGUAAAAAUCAAGCGUUUAAAAGAAAAAUACGGGAACUGCUUCUGUACGGGAACUGCUCGCAUGCCAGUACCGUUAGAUAAUGAUGAAUUUAAGAUUUUUUGGGAAUUUUUAUCUAGAUAUAGGCAAAUUUAAACUGUUCAAACGAAUUUCUAGUAUGCCUCAGAAAUGCCUUUAUUUUUAUUUCUGAAAAACUUCAAAUUUUUGUUAAUUUGAUACAAUUUCAACAAAAAUACACAAUAACAACAUAGAUAACUUUUUGUUUGCAAUUUGUAUAUAACAACUUUAAAAACUCACUAAUUUAAACUGAAAACUCGGGGAAUCCUCUACAAACCAAUUUCUUUGUACAAAAAAGCUUUUGUAAAUUCCGGAAUGAUUCCAGCAGAAUUUUUAUCAUUUUUUGGCCGAUUGCACAGGUGCAAACCUGAGUUAUAGUAUGGUGAAUGGCGGGUGGGCGGGGAAAAUAUUUUCAUAACAGUUUUCUCAGCAACUACCUAUCACAGCCUCUUGAUAUUAAUAAUAAUGGCAUACAGAUUUGACACAUGGUCUCAUACCAUGGGAUUCGAUUUCAGGUGUGUAGCUCAUCCACUUGGUGCUUAUCCACUUAGUUAAAUUUUCAACAUUAAUGGUCAACGGUAAAUUUUUUAUCGUAAUAUCACAGCCUCAUGAUUUGGUCUUUGACCAAUUUUUAAUGUAAAUAUACAUCUGUAAACUGCAAAAUUCAAGUUGAGUGUCAUCUAAAGAUCUUGUAAAUUGUCAAAUUGAAUCUUAAUUGAAAAUUUUGCACCUUUCCAACACUUUUUGAUGGACGAAGGUGAACCUAUUAUUAAGUUUGCAACAUGUGAAAAUCAUAAUUAUUAGGAUACGUUUGAUUUAUUCUUUUAGUAUAGCGGUUCCAAAAAAAUCAGAGCUCCAGAUAAGCAUUGUUUUACCGUUACAAAGAAAUGAUCUUAACCAUAAACAAAUUGAAUUUAAAAUGUUGCUGUUUAAAACAAAAUGAUUUUUAAUCUCGAUCGUUUCAAAACGGGAUAAAAUCGCUGAAAACGAAAGACAGUUUUCCGAUCAUUUUAUUUAUUGUGGCAUAUUUUGUCAUGGCUAUAACAUGCCACACCACUGAUAUAGCAUAGUUUUGACAUUUCUUAAAAGUGACAUCCCUUCCUGAAAAAAAGAAAAAUGUUGAAACAAGUGAAAAAAAUAACUGACCGGAUAUAUAUUGUUUUUGGUCAAAAGACUGGAGUGAUUAUCUUUAGCUUAACUGCUACUUAUAUUUCAUACAUAAGUAAAAUGUAGUUUGCUAGAAAUGAUUGUAUUUUGGAUUCACUUUGUUAACACAUUUUUAUAAUGCUUAAAUCAUUCAGUUAUGUCAUUUCCAUCAUUAAUGUCUUACGUGCACUGAACUGGUACUUAAUGUGCAGGACCACAUGUGAUUGUUAGUAAAAUGUAGUUUUCUAGAAAUGAUUGUACUUUGGUUUCAAUUUUUUCAAUGCUUAAAGGGACUCCACUGAGGUUUAAAAGCCGAAAAACAUAACAUUUGAAUUUCUUACAUAAAUGACCUGUGGUACUUUAAACAGAAAUAUAUGCAAAGAUAGUUAAGAAAUAUACUUUGAAAUAAAUUGAAAAUCUUAUUUUUAUGCUUUUCUAAGUCCAAUAUGAGUGAAAGGCGUUAAAAAAACUUUUCAUUUUGAGUCAUUUUUUCACAAUUUGAAUAAUUGUUCUUGAAAAAUAAAGUGCGCGGAUGAUCUGAAAUUCUGCACAAAGAUUAGUGGUCUAAACCUACAUCAAAUGGUACAUUUAUCUGGAAAUUUUUUUUUCAGUCCCAUCAUGUCAAAAAACCUCAGUGGAGUCCCUUUAAAUCAUUCAGUAAAUAAGAUGUCAUUUCCAUCAUUAAUGUCUUACUGCACUGAAGUGGUAUUUAAUGUGAAGGACCACAUGUGAUUGUGACUCCUGCAUUAUAAUUAUAUGGACAAGAUGAAAUUCCUUACUUCACACUUUCCCAGAAAAAUAAACAUGCUGUAGAUAGAUCCAUAAUUACUUUCUUGCCUAUUUUUGAAUUGGAUAAAGCUUGCCAAUGCUUUUAUAAGACA
Ruditapes philippinarum (Manila clam) is the source of this 5594-nucleotide messenger RNA. RefSeq lists its product as uncharacterized. The transcript has a single exon. Lineage: Eukaryota; Metazoa; Mollusca; Bivalvia; Venerida; Veneridae. The record is from RefSeq and is a predicted model, not a curated record. Bases 1074 to 1685 code for a protein of 203 amino acids.